Molecule: messenger RNA, 1485 nt
Organism: Poecile atricapillus (Black-capped chickadee)
Lineage: Eukaryota; Metazoa; Chordata; Aves; Passeriformes; Paridae
Gene: TSTD3
Product: thiosulfate sulfurtransferase like domain containing 3
Exons: 4
Coding region: 60-458 (132 amino acids)
Cellular component (GO): mitochondrion
Molecular function (GO): thiosulfate-cyanide sulfurtransferase activity
Source: RefSeq, a predicted model, not a curated record
UCCCCGCCGGCCCCGGGGCCGGGCCUGGCUGGGCGGCCGCCAUCGCCGGGCGGGCCGCCAUGGGGCUGGGGGGCUGGUGGCGGGCGGCGCGGGUCCUGCGGGCGGCGGGCGGCGGCUGGAGCCGGACGGCAGCGCCCGGCCCCACCUGCCGCAGCCUCUGCGCCGCCGCGGAGCAGAACCUCUCCUACCAGGAGCUCAAAGACCUGAAGAAGGCCAACGUCCUUCACAUUGACGUGCGGGAGAGGUGGGAGAUCGACAGGUUUGGAAAAAUCCCGGAGUCCAUCAACAUACCGCUGGGUGAAUUAAUGGAAGCUCUACAAAUGGACCCAACGGAGUUCAAGGAGCAGUAUAAUCAAAAAAUGCCAUCCAAGUCAGACCCUGUGGUUUUCUCCUGUUUGGCAGGAACAAGAAGUAAACAAGCACUUGGUUUUGCCAUGUCCUUGGGUUUCAGCAGGUGACACAAGCUGCUGCAUGACCAUGCUGCCACUGAAGGGUCCUCUGCCUCUUAGGGUGUGCCCUUGCUGAGAUUCUCCUUCCUUAUACAGCUUUGUAAGUACUAGUCUUGAGUUGCAGGAAGAUUGGAAAGGUGGAGAACUGCUUGCUUUGGUAGUAGUACAAUCUUAAAUAGUUUAAUAAGCCACACCCUUUGUUGAAUUGCAGUUCUCCCCACAGAGUUCACUGUUGACAAAGGAUGCCUUCACUUCCUGUAAAGCUUUGGAUUAUUUGCCAGGAGUAAAGCAGUGAAGGCAAUAGCUAACAAAACAGUGAGAUGAUGAUACAGUGAAAUGCAGCAUUUGGUUUGCAGAAUUGUUAAACCUAUCUUGGGAAGGUACCUCGCUGUCUUGAAGACUGCAGAUAAAAUUUAAGACACUGGUUACUUGCUCGUGUUUUCACUGAACUGCAAUUCAGGAAAUGGAACAUUCAUAAUAAUUGUAAUCAAAAGUAUGGAAGUAUGUUCUUGUUUUAAAGUGAAGAAUUUCCUCCAUUACCUGUUUUUCAUGCUGCCUAACUGAAGGAGUCAAUAUUAGUUUUCACAGUGGAUUUUUGUUUUACAUAGUUUAGUUUUGCUCAGGGUGAUUUCAGACCUAUAGAGCAUGUAGGUUUGCAAGGAAGUAAAGAUCAGUGUGCUGGGUUUAUUUGGUGACAACUGAAGUAUUAGACAUAAUAAACAGCCUGUAAAUCUCUCACUUCUGAGAAUCUGUUCUCACGUUCUUUUAAAAAAGAACUGGCAACUGUUUAAUUGAUCCAGCUGCUAUUUCUUGCUUGAUGUUUGAACUCCAGCAUUGUCAUUUGGAAGAAAAGAGUUAACAGAACUCACUCCAUGGAAGCAGAUAGUAUUAAAGGAAUGUCUGUCUGGCUCAUUGAAGCUAGAUACAAGUGUAUAUGGUUGCAGAGAAUUUCUCUGUUUGUUUGGGUUUUUUUUAAUCUGUUUUUUGUAGGGCUUUUUGUUUGUGGGGUUUUGGGUAUCUAUUUUUUACUUUUGAU